This is a messenger RNA of Carica papaya (papaya), 2915 nucleotides long. RefSeq lists its product as uncharacterized. The record is from RefSeq and is a predicted model, not a curated record. Lineage: Eukaryota; Viridiplantae; Streptophyta; Magnoliopsida; Brassicales; Caricaceae.
ACUCCCCCCAAAUAUUUAAAGUAGAUAAUCAGGAGGGACCGAAUGGGAUGAGAACUCCUUUUCCCCUCAUUGUCUGCAAUGAUGACGUUCCCCAAUACUGGGAGAUUCCUUGCUGCGUCUCCAUUGGUUUUGAAUAAAAUUAUCAUCCCCACUAUUUGGACUAUUGAACUAAAUAAACUCACAAAACAUCAAGGUGGACCACGGACACGAUGUGGUCUAAACUUCAAUAAUGCCUUGCCUUGACCUCUGUCACUAGACAACAAAACCCUAUUAACUGCUCCUUACGAGCUUAAAAAACCAAUCUUAUCCUUUCCACAAAUACCAAAAGUGGUUCGCAUCCAUUUAACUUCAAUCCAAGCUCGUGUCAAAACGGUACUUUGGCAACAGCCUGAAGAAAGAUAGUUCAAAGUCAAUGAUGACGACAGCGUUUGGAGUUCAACCAGAAACAAAAAGUGAUCAAAUAGAUAAUUUUAGGAGACAAUCAAGCAAAACCCUUCACCUUUACAAAGUAUCUUCCAGGAAGAAUUGAGUCACGGGAUGGGUAGGAUUGGCUGCAACAUCAAUGGAAAUCUUGAUGACACGAAAUUCAGUGAGCCUAUGCCAUGGAUUGGCAUCUACGUAGCAGCAGCGUCUCUGACCUGUGCAGCGGCAAUGGGCGCAGACGUCAUCCAUUGCUUCCACCAUAGGAAGCUCUGGUUUCCUUGUAAGUUCUUCUCUCUUAAUUCCGUUUCUCUGACUUUAAUUGGAGUCGCAAUCAAGCUCUCAGUGGAUCUGAAUACCUCCAUGCCUCGCUGCCAGGAUCAACUGGCAAAACUAAGCAGCUCUGUUUUUAUCUGCACAAUAAUGGGUAAUUCCAUGCCUUCUCUUGGUAUCAUGGAGAAUACAGAACUUUUCUCAAACAUUAUAGCUCUGGGAAUACUUGUUAUUACCGUUGUCGUCAAUGUUGGCAUUCAAUUAGGAACUGGAGUCAUUUACAUUUUCUGGAAAGAACACGCUUUUAUCAUGUUUAUCAUGCUUGUGAUGCUUUUGAUCCUCAGUUUUUCCGCUUUACCUGUUCCAACUACAAAGCAUUAUCUAGAGAAGAAGUACAAGAAAAAACAUGAAAUAGCCCAGAAAGAAAGCUUAAGCGAAACAGACACCAUAGCACUUGAGAAACUCAAAAAAAACCUAAUGGAAUAUUGUAUGAUGGCUCAUACCAGCAGCCCUCAGUUUGUUAUGGGACGUUCGGUGACAUGCAUUGCCUCAGGUGCAUUCAGCCUCCUGGCUGCCAUAACUUUAGCAGAAGCCAUGCUUAGAUCUUACUUGGUGCGUGAUUCAUUCAAAUUUUGUAUCGGUGAAUCUGAUUACAAGUGGUCAACUACAGUAGUUCUUAUUAUACAGACAAUUGCAGUAGUAGUGGGUACCAUAGCUCCAGCACUUCGAUGGCUGCUAGCCAUAAAUUUCAGGUGUGCAAGUAGAGGGAAACAAAUCCGCAAAGUAAAACUCAAAGUAGAACACUACUGGAUCCAGAGCCUGGUUGAAAUGAAAGAGAAGUCAUUAGGUUUACGAAUCCAAAAUCGUCAUUGCAGGAAACUUGUCCAUGAAACCAAAAAUCUAAUUCUGGACUUGUGUAUUGCUAUCCAGUCUGGAAUCGUGAUAGUAAGCAAGUUGAUCACGUGCAUUUCAAUAUGCAUGAUAGCCCAGAUCUUGGUAUGCUUUGACUUUUGCAAACAGCUCAAGAAAUUCAUACCCCAAAACAGCAUUAUGAACAAUGAAUCCGGUUCAGAGUCAUCUACUAGCACAAAGUUGGAUCUCGGUCGUUUUGUUUUGCAUCUUGAAGGUGAAGAUCAACUGGUUGAGUUGAUGAUGAAGAACAACCGAGAUGCUACAGAUCACCGAAUAAGGAUGGGGAAAAGGAAACAGCCAAAACAUCUCAUAAAACUACUGGAAAAAGCAGCUUUUUCAAACGGAUUCCAAGGAAUUAAGGAAUUUGACAGUGAUGAGGUUCCCUCCCUAGAUUCUGAAGAACCACCAAAUUGCUGGGCUCUCCCUGUGGUGACGCUCACAAGCAUUGCAGUUGCCCUUCCAGACAUCAACCCCUACUUGAAGAAGCAGUUACUACUUGGUGUCAAUGAAGGACUCACGUAUAUCAGACUUGUUGAGAAGAACUUGGACACUGGAAGAAAAUUGAGAAACAUCACAAGGACUGCAGAUUUUGUGUGGCUGGGAGUCGAUCUCUAUCACAAAUGGCUUGAUGUUGACCUCCACAAACUGGCCCUCCAAAGGAGAAGUCCAAAGGACACACUCGAAGAGCUUGCUGACAAUGCAAAGAAUAGGCUUUUAGAAUUCAAUAGGCCAACUGUAAAUGGAUGUUGGAAAGAAAGCGCUUCAAAAUGGCCCAUUAAGGUACUGGCUGCAAACUCCAUGUAUAGAAUAAGUAAAACUCUUUUGCUAAAUGAAGAAAGCAGAAAUUACCAGAUGAGUAAAAGCUUGUUUGAAGGACUUGUUAUCAUGAUGUCUCAUAUUAUCAGCGCUUGUUUGAGUAAUCUACAGAGAGUUAUAUACAACAAGUGUUUGACCACCUCCAUUGAAGAGAGGGAAGAAAGUGUAAGACAUGCAGCUUUCCAUCUGGGUGAAACUGAUAAGAUUCUGAAAAUUUUAGAGCAGAAGACAUUUCCCAAGUUGGAUCCUGAUCAGAUGGCCUGCAUUGAUCAGUGGCGUUUGUCAUAUAAGCUGGAGAACCCUCAGUCCUAUAGUUUACCAUCAAAGAGUGAUAUGUUCUCAUCUGGUAUAAGUGACUUGUGCCUAAGUGUAGAGUAAAUUUUGACAACCCUGAAACCGAGAAAAAGAGAAGCAGUUUAUGUUGUACACGACCAAGAGAAUUUUGUAAAACAAAUCUAGCAUGAAGCUUGUAGAAAAUAGUUUCAGCUUUUCUA